This is a messenger RNA of Syzygium oleosum, 1944 nucleotides long. Its product is annotated as protein TRIGALACTOSYLDIACYLGLYCEROL 4, chloroplastic. Gene Ontology annotation, biological process: acylglycerol transport; ER to chloroplast lipid transport. Gene Ontology annotation, cellular component: chloroplast envelope. The transcript has 5 exons. Lineage: Eukaryota; Viridiplantae; Streptophyta; Magnoliopsida; Myrtales; Myrtaceae. The record is from RefSeq and is a predicted model, not a curated record. Bases 319 to 1749 code for a protein of 476 amino acids. Gene Ontology annotation, molecular function: phosphatidic acid binding.
GGUGUCUGAAAAACUUUGCCAAAACCUUAAUAACAAAGUUGCACUGUAAGAAACUUUGCUCUUCUUGUUCUUCUUGGGUUCGGUUUCAAGAAUCCAUUUACCGCAAACCAAAUUCAAAUGGCAGCGAGACGAGGAAGGAAGGACCAAGAUGCCCCUUUUCCCUGUGAGAGUGUGAGUGCGCGUACGAGCGCUCCCCUCACCCACACUUCUUCCUCCUCGCCUUCUUCUUCUUCUUCUUCUUCUUCUUCUCCUUCACCAACCUCCUCAAGAGCCGGAAGAAGAUAAGGAUCCACACCCCCCCCCCCCCCCAUCGCGGCGAUGACGACGGCCGUGAAGAAGCUCCGGUGGGCCACGGACGGCGGCUUCUGGGACCUCGACGUCUCCACGCCCGCCACCCUCGACGGGCUGGCCCGACCCGUGCCCGGGAACCCGCUCCCCCUGGGCCUAUCCAGGGGGACCCGGCUCUCCCGGCCCAAGCAGAUCGACUUCAUGCAGCGUUUCAUGACCGCCCCCUUCAUCCCCUCUUUCGCCGGCGACCCGGGUCGCGGCGGGUCCGGGCUCUCUCUCCAGAGGGUUCUCACCAUUCCCUUUGGGGAGAACUGGUUUGCUACUUUAUUAGGUCAGUUCAAUCUUCAGAAGUUUGUAUCGUCUGUUAAAGAAAAGGGGCUAUUGCAAGAGCAGGACUCCACUUGGUGGCGAGGCAUUGGGAGGCAUCUACGGGAUAAAUCUUUGUACGCGUUGAAUUUUUGCUCAGAGAUGCUGUUAACACCUGAAGAUACACUGCUUGUUAGCUUAGAAGAGUAUGGUGACGAGAGGACGCCUCGCAGGAAGGCAGUUUUUCAUCACAAGUUUCCACAUCACAAUUUGCUGGUAGAGGCAUUCUCCCCAGGACUUUUUGUUAGUAAGGAUGGUACUUACUGGGAUGUCCCGCUUUCAAUUGCUUGUGAUCUCGCAUCUAUUGCUUCUGACUCUGGUUCCAGUUAUCAUCUAUCGAUGCACCAUAACUCGGGCUCAUUGAGGCACUGUGAAAAUAAUGAAAUAAUACCUACUCGCGAAGUACCUGCUACACUUCUUCCUGGAACGGCCCUUAAAGGUGCCUAUUCUUUCAAGAAGAACAUUGAUUUAUGGAGAAGUAAAGCCCCAAAGUUGAAGCUAGUGCAACCAUAUGAUGUGUUCCUCUCAAAUCCCCACGUUACUGCAUCAGGAAUUGUUGGUGCUGCCGCGACAGCCUCCUUCGGGGAUAAUGCGGUAAAGUCACAUGUAGCAGAUAUAUCACAGAAUAAUACGGGAAUCUGCUUUAAUGCUCCUGCAAUUAAAUCCGCCCUCAGAGGCGAUGUUUUUGCAGCUGUUGCAUUUACUGCUCAGCUCGGCAACUUCCAGAGGCUUUUCUUAGAUCUUACCCGUUUCCACGCCUGCCUAGACUUUCCUUCUGGUUCCAAGUUUCUAACUGGUGCUGUGCUUUUAGCUCAAGAUCUUCUAAAUUCUCAAAGGCCAAACCUAGAGACACUCCAGGCAAUUUGUCCUAAUGCAACCCUUUCUCUUCAGCAGCAGAUUGGUGGACCUUUCAGUGUCAGAGUUGAUUCGAGGGUCUCAGUUGACUUGAAGGACCGGGACCGACCUGUACGUGUUGAUGAUUCGGUGUUUGCCAUUGAAUACGCUCUACAGGUUCUUGGUUCUGCCAAGGCUGUUGCUUGGUACGCUCCGAAGCAACAGGAGUUCAUGGUGGAACUUCGGUUUUUUGAGACCUAACUAUAGUGAUUGCUUUUCCUCUUGCAUUAGAUGGUUGUAGCACUUAUGGGAUAGCUCCUGUUUCAUUCAUGGUGAUUUUCUGCAACAUGAAAUGAACAUGAUGAUGCUGAGUCCAACCUAGAAGCAUUUGCUCGGAGAUAUCCAUUGUCAGCUCGAGGUUGAUCUUAUAGCUGAAUAUAAGAAUGAUUCAUAUCA